AUGCGGGAAGUGUUUUUGUCAAAUUGUGAAAAAACUUUUAUACAAAGAAUUAUAUCGGAGGGGCACCGCUUAGAUGGCAGAAUUUAUAAUGAAAGCCGUAAACUUGAGAUUACAUUCGGAUCUGAAUAUGGAAGUUGCAUAGUUACUUUGGGAGAAACUAAAAUAUUAUCGCAAGUAUCAUGUGAAGUCGUACAGCCUAAACAGAUAAGACCUAAUGAAGGUAUUUUAUAUAUAAAUGUAGAAAUCACUCCAAUGGCAGCCCCACAAUUUGAGGCAAACCGUCAAACAGAUCUCACUGUGUAUCUUAACAGGCUACUAGAAAAAUGCUAUAAAGAUUCAAAAUGUAUCGAUCUUGAGUCAUUAUGUAUUGUUGUUGAAGAAAAGGUUUGGUCAUUGAGAGUUGAUGUAAAAGUUUUAAAUCAUGAUGGAAAUCUAAUAGAAUGUGCUAGUAUUGCAACAUUGGCUUCUUUAGCUCAUUUCAAACGUCCAGAUGUCACUCGGAGCGGAGAAAAUAUUACUAUACAUACAUUAGCUGAAAAAGAUCCCAUACCAACUGUCCUAUAUCAUUAUCCAGUGUGUUUAACAUUUGCCAUAUAUAGUAAUAACAUUCUUAUAUCAGAUCCUAAUUUCAUUGAAGAGUCUGUGUGUAUGAGUAAUAGUGAUGAGGGAAAUACUAGUGGAGGUUUACUUGUUAUUGGCAUGAAUCAGUACAAAGAACUUUGCUUACUAAAUCUAAGUGGAGCAGCAAUAUAUAACCCAAAUAUUGUACAUAAAGCAAUAUUGAAUGCAGCUGAGAGAUGUGCUCAUAUUGUUGAUUUGGUAAAGAAGAAAAUAAUUGGUGAUGAUACAUUAAGACAAAAGAGAGCUAAAAUUAAUUUCGCUGACAUUAUAACAAGUGAUCACGUGCAGUCGCUUAGUAAAAAGGACCUCAGUAUUUGCCUUAAGAAUUACAAUGUCAAUGACACAUCGCAAGAGGAUAGCGAUAUGAAGGAUGAAAGCGACGACGAGCCAGAGCUCAGCAAAUAUGAUGGUAAG
Molecule: messenger RNA, 1035 nt
Organism: Brenthis ino (lesser marbled fritillary)
Lineage: Eukaryota; Metazoa; Arthropoda; Insecta; Lepidoptera; Nymphalidae
Source: the annotation of a GenBank genome assembly